AUGGAUCUGCGCACAAUAAUGAAUACCGAUGCUACCGGCACCGCCAGCGCUGCCUCUGCUCCGUCGCAGCAGUCGCCGUCCCGAGCUGAAUCCGUCUAUCCUCCACGUCAACCGCAGCCUGCCACCGCAUCGCCAGCGUCGUCGGCCUCGUCUUAUCCACCGGGAUACAAUGCGCAGCAACAGCCUUCUCAACCGGCCCCAUUACAACGAUCCCGUGCAUCGCCGGAACGAUCUUCUUCCUACGGCUCCAUUCAGUCGCCGUAUCAGCCUCAUUCAACCGCCGCCGUGAGUGCCGGCGCGCAACCCCAACGUGGCCAGAGUCCUCCUCCUCCUCCCCCCCCGCCCCCUGCCUACGCCUCUGCCAGCUCGCGAGACUCUUACUCCGCACCCACGGGUUACAGUAAUCAACAGCACGCGUCAACUGCUCGAUUGGCCUCUCCGUACACGCCGCAACCCGCGAGUUCCGCCGGUCCCUUUGCGGAACAGCAGCAGCAGUCCUAUUUCGCGCAGCAGCGAUCACAGUCCAUCCAGUCCGUUCUUUCCCCCCAAUCCGCUCCCAGUCACUCAUUCCACCCCAGAGAAAGUCCUUCGGUUGCUCCACAAUCGCAUCCAUCGCAACAAUUUUCGCCUCCAGCGCACGGGUCUCUACCUGGCACACCGAGAGCUUCCGCCGUGAGCUCUCUGCCCCGUCAGACCCCGCCAUCGACGCGUCCCCCUUCGUCCGGCCAUGACUCGCAUUCGAACAGAGCCUCAAGUCCCUGGGUGGGACAGGAUGCCCAGAUGCACAUGUCCCCGACCGCAAUGCCAAGAGGCUCGCGCCAGAAUUCCAGGCAUCGAGAACAAACACCGCGACAGCUCCCUCCCGGGGGGGAAAGGCGAACUUCAGACGAAAGCGUUAGCCCCAAGACGGCCUUCACUCCAGGAUCCCGACAAGGGAGCAUGACCGGAACCUCCGAGCACAAAUUCUCGUCUCAGCUCAAUUAUGUCGAAGAUGGCGUCGGCAAGGAGGACUCGUCUGCGCCCGUCAUGACUUCCUCGCAGUCGCCUAUGGCCGUCAUGAAUGCGCGUCCUCCGCCGGCUGUGUCCCAAUUUGACAGCUCUCCGUCUGCCCAGUCCCACAAGGCGAACGGAUCUCUCACUGGAGAUCGGGCCCAAACGUACCCCACGAAGAUGGACAUGACGCCUGACUCGCGACCUGACACAGGUGAGCGACCUUUGAAGCGGAGGAGAAGACGAUACAACGAGCCCCCGAUCUUUGCGCAGCGAGCCGCUCGUGUCAAGGGCCGAUGCCCCGUGAUUCCAGACCCGCAUCCCCCAAUCCCCAAGCAUCUCAGAGACUCUGCUCAAAGCCCAUUCGCACCGCGACGACAGUCCGUCUCGUCCCAUACGCCAACUGCUACUGCAUUACCACCUCCUACGGCGAGGGUUAAAUCAGAAACUCCACCCACGAAUGGCCCUGUAGCUGCCCGUCUACCCUCUGCGCCGACGGUACCAGCCCCCAUGGUGCCCGCGCCUUCGGAAGGAAGCCUAGGACCGUGGGAACCCUCGAUCACCGGGUUUAUUCCCCAUGAGGAAAUCACCAAAUUGGUGUGUGACUUUCUGUUCCAGCACGUGGUCCUCCGCAACGACGCCACGGCUGGACCUGCUGGGACCGCGGCAGUCGGCCAAGGCACUAUCAUUGAGGUGGAAGGCAAGUUGGGGCAUAUUAUCGACAUGGAUCGCGGAGAGAGAGUCAACCUACCAAUCCUGACCGAAAGCGUCAUCAACAAGGAGAAUCCCCGUUUCCGCACGGCGUUUGAAAGUUCGAUGACAGUGUCUCAACAUCGCGCAAUGAACAACUUCCUCAAUGAAGCCGUUAAAGCAUCCAUGCCUCAGACGAACCCAGGCCGGAUCCCUCUGUCUUAUGCGCACAAGAAAGAACGCGACACCUUCUACGAAAUCUCCCCGUCCGAACUCCCCCCAGUCAUUCGACAGAACCUCAACCCCCGUCACAAACCCAAAGUGCGCGUCACCAUCGACCAACGCACCGGCGAAGUCCUCGCCAAGAUCGUCAAAUGCCGUAUCGCAGACAUGGACGUGCACAGUCCCCGGACAUGCGUUGACUGGCGCAUCAGCGUCAACCUCGAAAUGACCUAUGACGGCGACGUCAGCCACCUGACCAUGGUCGACAGCAGCCGCGGCAGCAAAUCUGGCGACCGCACCAAGGACCGCAUGAGCUACAGACAUUUGGCGUACCAGGUCGAUCUCACCCAGGUUGCCAAGUCAGAACCCCCCACUAAAGGCGACUUCGAACACGAACUUGAAGUCGAGGUCUCCGCCGCCGAAGUCCGCCGCCAGGGCCAACUCGCCAUGGCCGGCGACCCGCAAAACCAGUACGAGGAACUAGUCAAGGGAUUCGUGGACAAUAUCCGUUUGCUGGCGCGUGCAGUGCCACCCUGA
Aspergillus clavatus NRRL 1 is the source of this 2439-nucleotide messenger RNA. It is a transcript of the gene triA, whose product is annotated as putative mRNA capping nucleoside-triphosphatase. Gene Ontology annotation, cellular component: mRNA capping enzyme complex. NCBI's taxonomy places the organism in Eukaryota, Fungi, Ascomycota, Eurotiomycetes, Eurotiales, Aspergillaceae. The transcript has 3 exons. Gene Ontology annotation, biological process: 7-methylguanosine mRNA capping; polynucleotide 5' dephosphorylation. Gene Ontology annotation, molecular function: polynucleotide 5'-phosphatase activity. Bases 1 to 2439 code for a protein of 812 amino acids. The record is from RefSeq and is a predicted model, not a curated record.